UGUCAAUAAUGUCAUAUUCAAUUUGUGUUUAUGUCUUUAUGUAAUAAAUAAGUCUAAUAAUCUGUUUCAUUACUCAAAUCAAAUUAUCAUCGAAAUAAAAAGUUGAACGGAGGGUAAAUUCAAAUUGAGCAUCAUUCUAAUAAGUAUGGCCGGUAUUACAAAGUUAACGACAGGAUUGACUGGUUUGGCCGUUGCACAAAAUCCUCAUCACACCCUUGGGAUUUUGUAUGGUAAACUUUUGAGAACUCUCCAAAAAAUGCCAGAAAGUGCUGCUUACAGAAAGCAUACCGAGGCAAUUGUCAACGAAAGGUCACAAAUUCUGAAGUCAACAUCAAAUUUGGAAAUAAUCGAAAAACAAAUCGGAUGUGGUCAAAUAGAAGAAGUUAUUGUACAAGCCGAAAAUGAACUGAUCCUAGCACGUAAAAUGUUGGUUUGGAAACCUUGGGAACCUUUGAUGAAAGAAGCCCCUGCUGGGCAAUGGGCUUGGCCACCAGCUCAACCAAAGGCCUAGUUUUUCUAAAUGUUAUAGUUUUAAUGUGUGGCAAUAAAUUACUGGUUGUUCUCA
Leptinotarsa decemlineata (Colorado potato beetle) is the source of this 565-nucleotide messenger RNA. RefSeq names its product NADH dehydrogenase (ubiquinone) subunit ND-13B (gene ND-13B). Gene Ontology annotation, biological process: respiratory electron transport chain. Gene Ontology annotation, cellular component: respiratory chain complex I. Lineage: Eukaryota; Metazoa; Arthropoda; Insecta; Coleoptera; Chrysomelidae. The record is from RefSeq and is a predicted model, not a curated record.